This is a messenger RNA of Myripristis murdjan (pinecone soldierfish), 939 nucleotides long. It is a transcript of the gene sec61b, whose product is annotated as SEC61 translocon subunit beta. Gene Ontology annotation, biological process: intracellular protein transport. The record is from RefSeq and is a predicted model, not a curated record. Lineage: Eukaryota; Metazoa; Chordata; Actinopteri; Holocentriformes; Holocentridae. The transcript has 4 exons. The coding region runs from base 154 to 447 and encodes 97 amino acids. Gene Ontology annotation, cellular component: Sec61 translocon complex.
UGUCCUUUUUAGACAAACGUCAUCUUUCGGAGAUCUCUCUCAAGUUUUGACGAUUUCACACAGGCUGCCCACGGCUCAUUUGACGUGGACAUCAGCUCGAAGAGGGGCCUGGACUUUCAUAUUCAUCUCUUAUCGCAACAUUAACCCCCGAAAAUGCCUGGACCAGCAGCAAGUGCAACUAAUGUCGGGGCCUCCAGCCGGUCCCCCAGCAAGACAGUCGCUCCCCGGGCAGCAGGCUCCACAGUCAGACAGAGGAAAGCAACCAGCAGCGGCACACGCAGCGCCGGCCGGACCACAGCUUCUGCAGGCACUGGAGGCAUGUGGCGCUUCUACACAGAGGACUCACCAGGACUCAAAGUUGGGCCGGUGCCGGUGCUGGUGAUGAGUCUGCUCUUCAUCGCCUCCGUCUUCAUGCUGCACAUCUGGGGGAAGUACACCCGCUCCUAAACUCCGCGCUGUGACCUCUGACCCUGCGCCUCGGCUUCUUAACUCAUUGGACCUGGACCAAAUAAUGAACAAACAACACCCUUACUCCUCCAGCCCCCUCCCCUCUACACUACGACACACACAGACAAGCAAACUGGGAUUUGCAUGGAAGCAUUUCAGUCGAUGAUGUUCAUCUGCACUGAUGUAGGUGUCCACUUGUUGCUUUUACUCCUCCUGUGUUUUUAAGAUCAGUUACAAUGAAGAAGAGGAACCCAUUCAGGCCCACCUCAGAUCUGGUGUGUGUGUGUGUGUGUGGCCUUCCUCCAAGCAGCAGCAGCAGCUUGUGUGUUCUCUCCACGGCUGCAUGCAGCUUCAGUGCAGAGUCUACAAGGACAUUGUUGUUUUCAGGCCCCCAGCGAAUAUCUCUUUUUCUAGCCUGCAUUUUUUUUGUUAACAGUAUUUGUACAAAAUUUAAUUGUAAUAUUGUACAAUAAAAGACUCAAAUAAAUGAUG